AAAUAUAACGUCAACAGAAAUUUCCGGCACAAAUGAAAAGUAUUGAUUUAAUUGAUGAUAAAUUAAAUAUUUAAAUUGAAAUUAGGGGUAUUAUAACUAAAAUCUAAUAACCAAAGACAUAUCAAUGGAAAAAACUCCACAGGAAAUAGUAGCACAAGAUUUACAAGAGGAAGGUCAGUUUGUCGUCGAUGAUGUAAGUAAGAUCAUCAAGGAUGCUAUCGAAACAGUCAUAGGAGGGAAUGGAUAUCAACAGAAUAAAGUAAACAAUUGGACUACCGAAGUUGUAGAAGCAUGUACUUCGGAAUUAACCAAAUUGAUGAAGCCCUACAAGUACAUCGUCACCUGCACAAUAAUGCAAAAGAACGGGGCAGGUUUACAUACAGCGAGCUCGUGUUACUGGGAUAACAACACUGAUGGCAGUUGUACUGUUCGUUGGGAGAAUAAGACAAUGUUUUGCAUCGUUUCUGUGUAUGGGCUUGCGAUUUAACUAACCUGUGACAUAUAGUAUAAACUUUUGCCUUAUUAAUACACUAAAUAUUAUUUAUGUAAUUAAGUUUUAUUAUUCUAGGUCUGAUAAUGCCUGAGCUGUAAGCAUUUUUCCUUUAAUUUUUUAGUAAAACGAUUUUUUGUCGACUUGUCUGAAUCAAAUUCCUCUUACUCCUUAUAAUAAAGAAUAUAAAAACAAAUAGCUAUUAGAGAUAGAAGACGUCAUUAAAUCGGUUAAUGAAUAAUAAAUGUGUACCAAUUACAUUAUUCAACAAAAUAUCUGCAAAUGUGGAUCUUCAAUAUUUUUUCACUGAUUGGCAAUUGUGAAUCAUUGUUUAGACACAUAUUCAUCCAUGUAAAAAAUUGAAUCAUCUCUCUUGUUAUUUAAAACUUGGAAAAUAACAAAGAAACUCUAACUUUGUUUUUUAAAUUAUUAGUUUCAAAUAACACUAUUUUUAAAUUAUUUCAAGAAUCGAUUUAAUUCAAUGCUUUAAAAAUAGCCUGUUUAAACUGUUUUUUUUGCAGGUAGGUAUACAAAUAUUUCUAAAAUAAAAACCUUCCAAUGCAUAUGGUUUGAAGUUUAAAAAAAAUCGAUUUUUUUCCCAUUUGUAUUUAGCAACAAAAUUGUGUCCCCUA
Molecule: messenger RNA, 1122 nt
Organism: Psylliodes chrysocephalus
Lineage: Eukaryota; Metazoa; Arthropoda; Insecta; Coleoptera; Chrysomelidae
Source: the annotation of a GenBank genome assembly